UACUUGCAAUGGGUGGACCGUGGCUAUUGUAGCUGUACUACUGAUUUUAAUGGUCAGUCGGUCCUUGCAAUGGCCAGCAAACGUCCCGCCAGGACCGACCGGGUAUCCCAUAGUGGGAAGUAUGCUACUUUUCCGUGAAAAAAAGAAUCCCAAGGACACUUUCCGGAAACUGCGGGUUAAAUUUGGAGAUGUGUUCAGUCUCACUUUAGGGCGAAAUUUAUUGGUCGUUAUAAACGGUGUUGAGGCUUUAAAAGAAGCAUUUAUAAAGCGGGCAGAUGACUUUUCUGACAGGCCUGAUACAUACCGGAGUGCCACUCUCAUGAAACGUAAAGGGGUAGCCAUGUCAUCCGGACAGCACUGGAAACACACUCGGACUUUCGCCUUGACCACCUUGCGCGAAUUCGGAUUUGGAAAGAAGUCUUUGGAAGCGCGUGUCAUGGAAGAAGUUCACGCGUUUCUAGAUGUGAUGGGAAACAACAGCGGGAAAGUUUACGACCCGAAGCACGUAAUUCAAAUAAGUAUUUCAAAUAUUAUCUGCAGCAUAGUUUUUGGUAAAAGAUUCGAGCACAGGGAUGCCAAGUUCUAUCAACUUGUUGAUCUCCUAGAAGAAACAUUUCGUUUGAACCAAACUGGUAGUGCUUCUCGGAAUAUGUCGUGGCUAAGAUUCCUACCCGGUGAUUUCUUCAAGAUCAAAAGAGUUCGUGAUAAUUUCUAUGAAAUAUCGGAUUAUAUGCAACAGCAAAUUACUGAUCAUAGAAACACUUUUGAUCCAAGCAAUCCAAGAGAUUUUAUCGACGCUUUUCUCAAGGAGCAGGAAAGACAAGAACCCGGCAGUGCAGUUUUUGAAGAUUUUAAUUUACAAGCUACAAUCUUCAAUUUAUUUGUGGCUGGGACGGAGACCACCGCCACGACGAUACGCUGGACAAUUCUACAGCUGAUCUACCAUACGGACAUCCAGGACAGACUUCGCAGGGAGAUCGACAAUGUCAUUGGUCCGUCGAGGUUUCCGACGCUCAGCGACAAAGAAAAUAUGCCUUAUUACGAAGCAGUGAUUACAGAGGCCCUAAGAUUCGGAAACAUUGCCCCGUUCAGCGUCCCUCACGGGGCAUCAAAGGACGUAGAAUUCAGGGGGAUGACCAUUCCCAAAGGAUCGACAAUUAUACCCAAUUUGGACUCAGUUCAUUUCGACCCAAACGUGUUCAAGGAACCCACAAAGUUUAAUCCGGACCGAUUUUUAGGCGAAGACGGAAAAUUGAACGGAAAAGAAAAAUAUGUGUUUGCGUUUUCUCUAGGACGUCGGAUAUGUCUGGGUGAAUCACUGGCGAGGCUGGAACUGUUUCUGUUUCUGACAACACUGAUACAGAGAUUCGAACUACUUCCGGAAAACCCGGACAAAAUGCCAGCUGGCCCACCGUCCAAAGGCAUACAAUCAGGUCCGCCUGACUAUAAAGUCAAGGCCUUGAAAAUCAACUGACAAUAAUGUAGACUCUUCAUACAAUGUUGAUGUUAGUCAGAGAGUAGGGAUACCAUACGUUCUGUUGGUGAGAUUCUACGCAAUUCUGAAAUCACUAAUGAAAAAAAUAUGUUUUGAUGCAAUCAAUUUAAGUUAUUAAACUAUAGACUAAGUUAUUACGUAAAUGAUGUGUUAUUGAACUAAGAGCGUGCUAUUUCAUUAAGGGUUGUGUAAUUCACUAAAUGUUUACCUUUACAUGUUUUAUCGAAUGCUUUUAAUUACCUAGCUGAUAUUAAUGUUACUGAAAAAAAAGUACAGAUACAAUUGUAAACACAAUGAGAAGAAAACUUUUGAAUUUAUGUAAAGCGAGUGGUUUGAGAAUCGUAAAUUGGCGACAUCCGGGCGACGAUAAGGGCAGUGUUAACUUUAUAAUAGUUUGGGAACAAGUUUAAUCGAUUAUGUUCUUGUUGAUGAGUCAAAUUUCGAAAUUAUAGGAAAUUUUAAAAGCGGAGAUUUCAAUCAUUUUUCAGACCAUUCGCCUUUUGUGUUUACGGUAGAUAUUAAGAUUAUAAAAGAAAAUAUACAUGGUGAUAAUGAGCUGUUUUAUUCAACGCGAUAGAAUCCGGAAAAUUUUGAGUUAAUUAAAACAAUAAUCAAUGAUUAUGCCGAUAGCCUAAUGCAUACAUGUAGAAAUAUGGAUAUGUAUUAGGAUAGUGUAAAUAAAAGUGUCGAAGAUUUUUCUUCGUCACUUUUAUCACUUUAUUUUGUUACUUGUAAAGAUACAUUGACAAUUUGGCACCAUGUCCAAAAUUGCUUUUUAACGGAAUAUUUAGUUCUGGAAUUUUCCCAGAUAAUUGGAAUAUUGGAACAAUGAUACCACUAUUUUAGAAAGGGGAUGUGAAUGUAACUGAUAAUUACAGAUGCAUUACAUUAGUAAGCUGUUUUGGAAAACAUUUCACUGCCAUUUUAAAUGAAAGAUUACUUAAUGUUGAUAAAAUACACAAUAUUAUCACACUAUCAGAUUAUUGUAGAAAAUGAAGCUUAACUUUAAAUGUAGAUAAAACAAAAAUAGUUAUUUUUAGAAAUGGUGGUUUUAUAAGAGCAAAAGAAAAAUGGCUUUAUAAUAAUGUUGAGAUUAAAGAAGUUGAACGUGGCCGCCGUUACAGAGAUAUACCUAGGAGAAAGAAAAUGUAUUUUUAUGUAAUGAAGAAAAUAUAGAAGAUGAAUUUCAUUUUAUAAUUAAAUGUAAUCGCUCUUCAGACCUCCGGUCUAAAUUCAUAAAGCAAUAUUAUUUGAAAGGGCCUAGUAUGUUUAAAUUCGUUCAAUUACUCAAAACCGAAAACACAAAAGAACUUAAUAAUUUAGGAAAGUAUUUAUCACUAGCGUUUAAACGUAGAGCAGAUUUAUGUUAAGAUACAUGAUAUACCAUUAUAUUGUCUUGUCUGGGUGAAUGAGGGUGAAAAAGGUUCUGGCGUGUGUAGUUGGAAUGUGAGUAUGAUGAAUGACGAAAUAUUGCUGUUGCUGAUAUGAUGAUGAUGAUGAUGAUGAUGAUGUAAUGAUGUAAUGAAAUGAUGAUGAUGAUGAUGAUGAUGAUG
Messenger RNA from Mizuhopecten yessoensis (Yesso scallop), 3048 nucleotides. RefSeq names its product cytochrome P450 2B11-like. NCBI's taxonomy places the organism in Eukaryota, Metazoa, Mollusca, Bivalvia, Pectinida, Pectinidae. The coding region runs from base 50 to 1474 and encodes 474 amino acids. Gene Ontology annotation, biological process: xenobiotic metabolic process. The record is from RefSeq and is a predicted model, not a curated record. The transcript is spliced from 4 exons. Gene Ontology annotation, cellular component: cytoplasm; intracellular membrane-bounded organelle. Gene Ontology annotation, molecular function: oxidoreductase activity, acting on paired donors, with incorporation or reduction of molecular oxygen, reduced flavin or flavoprotein as one donor, and incorporation of one atom of oxygen; iron ion binding; heme binding.